AUGUGCAUGGGUUGGAGCUGGGCGCUUUACCUGGCCAGCGAGAUCGUGGCCUACCAGACGUCGUUCGGCGGGUCCCUUCCGACACACCGCUUCAUCCGUGACAAGAACCCGCCACCCACGGCCCACAUCAAGCAGCUGAAGCCGUACUUGCCUCCCCUGGAAGGGCGCAACCCGAAGAAAUUCACACUUUUGGACUUCAAUGAGCGCACCGUGGAAGUGCCGGACUUCGUGAAGCAGGCCAUGAAGGACUUCAUUGACAACGGAGGGCUGCAGAAGUACCCGUCGUACGGAGGCUUGCAGGCGGACAUCGCGACGUACGCGGGCGUCAAGCCAGAGCAGGUAAUGUUCACAAAUGGCUCGGACCAGGGCAUCGACUUGGUGAUUCGAUGCUGCUGCGAAAAAGGUUCCGAGGUGAUCAUCCCUUCGCCCACGUUCGCGAUGUAUGAGCAGGCGGCGGAGAGCGAGGGCUUGGUGAUCCGACGGCCCCACUUCACCCAGGACAAGGGCUUUCCCCUGGAGGAGGCCUGCGGCGUUGCCUGGGGACGAGACAUUGGCCAAAACUCGCUAAAGCUUACGACGACAGAGCUUCGCUCGGCUGGAAGAAUGCUGUUCCAUGCUGAGUCCUGA
Messenger RNA from Symbiodinium natans, 627 nucleotides. NCBI's taxonomy places the organism in Eukaryota, Dinophyceae, Suessiales, Symbiodiniaceae. The record is from the annotation of a GenBank genome assembly.